AUGCUAAAAGCCAUAAUUUUAAUUGGAGGGCCACAAAAAGGAACAAGGUUUAGGCCUCUUUCAUUAGAUAUUCCUAAACCUCUUUUUCCGGUAGCUGGUUUACCAUUGAUUCAACAUCACAUUGAAGCAUGCAGUGCCAUAGAAGGGGUAAAAGAAAUUCUUAUAAUUGGAUUUUACCCCAUAUCUCAAAUCCAACCAUUUGCAACAGAAAUGCAACAUUUGUACAACAUAACAGUCAAAUACCUCCAAGAAUAUGUGGCAUUAGGUACAGCUGGUGGCUUGUACCAUUUUAGAGAUCAAAUUAGAUUUGGAAAUCCAGAGGCAUUUUUUGUAAUGAAUGGUGAUGUAUGUUCGGAUUUUCCCUUAGCUGAACUUUACCAAUUUCACAAAGAAACAUGGGCAAAAUCUGGCAAAAAAGCAUUAGUUACAAUAAUGGGAACAGAAGCAACUAGACAUCAGUCUCUAAACUAUGGAUGCAUAGUUACAAAUAAAGAGACUUUGGAAGUGACUCACUAUGUUGAAAAACCCAGUUCAUAUGUGUCAACAUUAAUAAAUUGUGGAGUAUAUGUAUUUUCUCCUGAAAUAUUCCAUACAAUAGGCGCAGUAAAACAGUGA
This is a messenger RNA of Diabrotica balteata, 615 nucleotides long. The record is from the annotation of a GenBank genome assembly. NCBI's taxonomy places the organism in Eukaryota, Metazoa, Arthropoda, Insecta, Coleoptera, Chrysomelidae.